Molecule: messenger RNA, 1119 nt
Organism: Chlamydomonas reinhardtii
Lineage: Eukaryota; Viridiplantae; Chlorophyta; Chlorophyceae; Chlamydomonadales; Chlamydomonadaceae
Exons: 7
Coding region: 35-1102 (355 amino acids)
Biological process (GO): polyprenol biosynthetic process
Cellular component (GO): endoplasmic reticulum
Source: RefSeq, a predicted model, not a curated record
UUCCUUACUGCAAAUACUAUCUGCUGCAUCCAGAAUGAGGGCUUCAACGCAAGGGCUGGCCUCGUGUCGGCGACCAAAUGUGCUUGUUUGUGCGUCGACGCUUCCUCUUCAUAGUUCAAGAGCACACCACGAAGUACCCAAUCCUAUAGAGCAAUUGAGAGUGCGCUGGGCGUCCAACUCAGCAGCGUCCACCUCGAGGUCCUCUGGCGAGGACCCCACGUCUGCCAGGCCGAAGGCCGCGGUGCCUGCCCACGUCGCGGCCGUCAUGGAUGGCAACCACCGCUGGGGCACGAGCCACGGUGGUGACUGGCGGCGGGGGCACGAGGAGGGCGUGAACGCGCUGCGGCGAGUGGUGCAGUUCUGCCGGGAGGACGGCGUCAAGGCGCUCACGGUGUACGCGUUCAGCUGUGAGAACUGGGGUCGCUCCGCCUCCGAGGUGGGCUUCCUCAUGGGGCUGCUGGAGCGCACGCUGGACGCCGUGCUGCCGGACCUGCAGAAACAUGGCGUGCGACUUACGUUUGCGGGAGACCGGGCGGCGCUGCCGGAGUCGCUACAACGAGCCAUGCAGAGGGCGGAGGCCGCCACGGGCUCCUGCACGGGCCUGGUGCUGUGUGUGGCGCUGUCGUACGGCGCGCGGCAGGACAUCACGCGAGCGGCGCAGGAGCUGUGCAGGCGCGUGGCGGAGGGCAGCCUGGCGCCGGAGCAGGUGACGGAGCAGCUGCUGGCGGCGCAGCUGUCCACGCACGCGGCGACGGCGGCAGCAACAUCAUCAGGGGGCGGGGUCACAGGCCAAGUGGGGGACCCGGACCUGCUAAUUCGCACCAGUGGCGAGCAGCGGCUCUCCAACUUCCUGUUGUGGGAGUGCGCCUACACAGAGCUCUACUUCACAGACGCCUGCUGGCCGGACUUUGACCGGCCCCACUGGGACGCUGCGAUGCAGCAUUACGCCACCCGCACGCGCCGCUUCGGGCGGCGCGGGAGAGCGGAUGGCGCUGCCGCCGCCCCCGCCACGUCCGAGCCUCAAGACGGCAGCUCCAGGUCCAGCUCCAGCGCUGCUGCUGCGUCCGCAUCUCGCCCCCGGCCGGGCAAAGCGCCAUUGUAAACCCUGCCUGCAACAUG